This is a messenger RNA of Corylus avellana, 2855 nucleotides long. It is a transcript of the gene SWEET2, whose product is annotated as Nodulin MtN3 family protein. Gene Ontology annotation, biological process: carbohydrate transport. Gene Ontology annotation, cellular component: membrane. NCBI's taxonomy places the organism in Eukaryota, Viridiplantae, Streptophyta, Magnoliopsida, Fagales, Betulaceae. The record is from RefSeq and is a predicted model, not a curated record. Gene Ontology annotation, molecular function: sugar transmembrane transporter activity.
CACGCUGGCGUGCUAUUUUACUUCACCCUAUAUGAAAAUAGCAAAUUUUACACAUGGCGAAUAAAAUUAGAAGCCCAAUUAUUCCAUGUUUUGUUGGGUUUUGUGGGCGGACAUGAUGUUGACGAAAAUAAAGUAUUGUCAGAACAGAGACAGACAUGGUUGUGGAGAGAGAAAGAGCUCUGAUUUUCUUAUAGGCGAGAAGGAGAGGGGAUUUGAAAGGUGGGGUGGGAGCGUGAUUGCGAUAUAAGGUUUGGGUUUUUGUGAUUUGGUGCUUUGGUUUGGUUGCUGCUUUGCAUUGACAGAGUUGGUGUUGAAGGCUUUUUGAUGAUUCUUUUAGUUUCGUCUACUGUUCUUGUAAUCUGCAAGGAUGCAGCUGGAGUCGCCGCUUAAACCAAAGAAAUGAUAAGGCACCAAUUCUCUCCAUCAUGGACAGCUCACGUUGGUCUGCUAAGGAAGGUCAACAACCUCCUUGAUUGGGUCCUUGAUUUUAUAAAAUGAUUUGAUAUUUUAUGCCUUAUGUAGAUUACGUGAUAUCUUCCUCUCUUUGUGAUUUUUUCCAUGUAAAUAUCUCAGAGAGAUAUGGAUCGCAUUAUCCCUGGUUUGGAAAGAUUGUACCCAAGGGAUGUUUACCAUGUAUAGUCUAUUGUACACCUUCUAUAAAUUGUAAUGAAAAUACUCUCUAUCAUCACCUUGAGAUAGAGUUUCUCAAACCUUUUUAUGGUAUCAGAGCUCUUGGUGAGAUAGAGAGUAUACACUUCCCCUCUUUCCCUGCAACAAUAUCAACUCCAUAUACAGCUUCUUUCUUUUCUUUCCAAAAAUGUCGCCCACCGCCAAAUCUUCCACCACAACUGAACCAUACCCUUACCCAGUGACACAAAAUGUCGCUAAUUUUGUGUCACUCCGCCUCAAUGCGACCAAUUUUUUGAGAUGGAAAACCCAAAUGCUCAAUAUUCUUGAAAGUUAUGACUUACAAGGAUUUAUCAUAGGUGAGACAAAGGCACCUUCCAGGUACCUAACAUCGGAUACACAAGAUCCAAAAACGCCAGAGGCGUCGGAUACCCAAAAUCCAAAUCCGACAUUUCUUCAAUGGCGUCGGACUGAUCGCUUGGUCAAAGGAUGGCUGAUUGCUACGCUAUCUGAAGAUGCUCUUGGCAUUGUAGUGGGACUCGACACCUAGGUAGAAGUUUGGAAUGCAUUGGUGCAUGCUUUUGCCUGAGUCUCAAAUGAUCGUCGCCUUGAACUCAAGAAGCGGCUCACCACAAUUCAACGUGGAUCCGCUCCACUGCAAGACUAUCUACAACGGUUUAAAACCGUGUGUGAUGAUCUUGCUGCAAUUGGGAAAUCAGUCCCAGAUCACAAGAAGACCUUUUGGCUACUUAGUGGCCUUGGCAAGGGGUAUGAGAUGUUCACUACCACCAUGCUCAGGCCACCAAUUCCUCCUUGUGAAGAAGUUCUUAUUCUUUUGGAAGCACAUACUGAAAGGUUCAAGCUAGAUGAUGCCAAUGCUUCUACCAAUCAAAUGGCUUUUGUGGGUCAACAUACUCACACCAACAAUUAUAAAGGUAAGAAAAGGAUGGGUCCCACCCACUUUAAUUCAAAAGGAAAAGGCUUUACACAAGGCCAAUUUUUUGGGUCAAAAUCUCAAAAUUCCAACUCUACAUAUGUGGCCAAGAAUCCCUCAUCUGUUGCGCACCCAGGCAACAAUAAAGAAGAACAACCCACUUGUCGUCCCCAAGAGGUAGUUCAAUCGGCUAGAACUACGCCUAAUGAAGCGGAGGUCACUAGUUCGAAUCCCCCUCUCUCCUCUUGUGUGGACAUGUCAAAAAAAAAAAAAAAAAAAAAACAACCCACUUGUCAGAUCUGCAACAAGCGAAACCACACAGCCCUCACCUGCUUCAACCGCUUCAAUGCCUUCACCCCAAAUGAUAUUCUUCAAGCACUUGCAGCCAUGAAGCUUGCUGAUACUCAAGACUCCACCUGGUUUCCUGACACUAGUGCUACAGACCACAUUACGGGUGAUCCAGGGAACUUCUUUGCUUUUGGGCUGUUUGUGUCCCCUAUAGCCACUUUUAGGAGAAUUCUCAGAAACCAGUCAACGGAACAGUUCUCAGGGUUGCCAUAUAUAUAUGCUCUUUUGAAUUGCUUGCUCUGCAUGUGGUAUGGCACACCCUUCAUAUCUUCUGACAAUGUAUUGGUUCUGAGUGUCAAUUCGGUUGGUGCUGUCUUUCAGUUGAUCUACAUAACACUCUUCAUAGUAUUUGCCGAUAAAGUGAAAAAGUUUAGAAUGCUUGGAUUGUUGCUGGCGGUUUUGGGGCUAUGUGCAAUCAUAGUGGCUGGGAGCUUGCAAAUAACUGACGCUAGUAUGCGCCGGGUCUUUGUUGGGUUUCUGAGUGGUGCUUCUCUCAUAUCAAUGUUUGCUUCUCCAUUGUUUAUAAUUAAUUUGGUGAUCCGUACAAAGAGUGUUGAAUUUAUGCCAUUUUAUCUCUCCCUUUCCACCUUCCUAAUGAGCUCAUGUUUCUUCAUAUAUGGACUACUUAAUUAUGAUCCCUUCAUCUCUGUCCCAAAUGGCAUAGGAACCAUUUUGGGGAUUGUACAAUUGAUUUUGUACUUCUACUAUAACAAUACAUCAAGCGAAGACUCCAGUGAACCUUUCAUAGUGCCAUAUGAAUGAUUAUUGAUGCUGACAAGCAAAGGCAAUGACUGCUGUUUUAUUCCUUAAAACUGGCCGAGCUUUAACCAGCUGUAAUUUGUGCAUCAAGACCUAGAUGAUAAAUAGGUAAAUUUUUUGAAUCUAUGGAUGUUUAAAACAUCCAGUGCAUCAAUAAAAACAUAUUGUGCAGAGGAAUAAAGUAAAA